This is a messenger RNA of Tetrahymena thermophila SB210, 588 nucleotides long. RefSeq lists its product as hypothetical. The record is from RefSeq and is a predicted model, not a curated record. The transcript has a single exon. NCBI's taxonomy places the organism in Eukaryota, Ciliophora, Oligohymenophorea, Hymenostomatida, Tetrahymenidae.
AUGAUCUAAAUUUCAACAUAUUACUAAAUAUAUAAUUAUGAAUAUCAAGGUGAAUUUGAAUAUAGUAAAAUAUUAAGUUAGAUACACAAAUUCAUGCUAAAAAUCUAAGAUUCUCAAUAAUAAUAAAUAAGCAUAGAAAAAAAAUAAACUUUUGAUUAGAAUGAAUAAAUAAUAAAUUUAAUUUAUAAAUAAUAGAAAGUAAAAUUAUAGAUUUAGUUGGAUUAUUAUAAUUAGGUUCUGAUUGACAUUAAGUUUCUUAUUCCUUCUUCAUAUGAUCUAGAUCAAGCGAAUAAUACUGUAAAAUAUAUUCUCUUAUUUUCAAGGGCAUUGAGAGAACUAGAUUAUAAUUAGAACGAAAAUAAAUAAUAUAUUUUACCACUUUUAAUGCAUGUAAAUUAAAUUUUUAGUGUAGAAGAGGAAGAUAAUAGUGAAUAUGAUUAAAGUAUAUAUGAUAAAGAAACUUUUUAUACUAUAAACUAAGAUAACGAUACCACAUAUUCUGGGUUUUCAUCAGAUAAUCAGGAUAGUUAAAACGCAUAACCUGAAGAAGAUUUCGAUUAUGAUUAGAUUGAUGAAUUAUUAUUUUGA